CGCUAAAGUACAGUACUACCUCUGUUGCCUACAAUUAUACUCAUUCACUCCGCUGGCUUCGCUCGAGCACCGGCCUCGCUGCCGUAGAUUGAACCAUGUCGACCCCGGCAUGGACAAUCACUAGGACUAAAAGGAAAACCAAGUCAUUGACGCCGGCACCACGCAAACGACCGCGAGUCAAUGACAUCAAGGGCGAAUCCAACCGCAGUCGUCGAGCCAGCGACAGUCAACGAACCCUGACCCAAGCACAAUGGUUGACUCCGCCUACGAGCUUUGAGGAAGAGGACAAACAACCUGAACGUGAACAUGCUGCAGAGCGGCGCAGAACACCUGCAACCAAAACUCGUCGCGCACCGCUGAAGCGCAACACGACUCUAACCCAGAUGGAUUUCUUGAGCUUCCCGCCUCCCGACGACGCGGCUUUUGACGAUACAAUGCUUGAACCAGUAGAACAGGGAACUACACUUCCUCCACAACUCGAUGGAACCUAUGACAGCCCAAGGAAGCCGCGAAACCGUAAGGGAACUGGAACCCCGAGCACGGCGAAGCCGUUGUCCAGGAGGAGGAAGGCGCCAUUGCACAAUGAGUCUCAGGACUACAAGCCUAGCACAAGGAAAAGAAAGUCCGAAGUCAGCAAUGAUGUGCCGUCCAGUCCGCCACGACGUAGCUCUAAGCGACUGGCUACGAAGAAUGAAGUGUUCUCUGACCCGGUUCAGAAUCUGGCCUAUUUCGAAGAAGCAUUGGGUGUUGCGACCCCGAAGAAACCCGGAAAAGAGACGAAAAACAAGUUGCCAAUUCCCUUGGAGAUAAAGGAUUCAGUUGACGACGACGUGAUUGACCUGGAAAGUGCUUCGCCAAUGAAAUAUUGCCAAACCUUACUACCACAAACACCCAAGAGGAACAGGGCAAUUAUAUUGUCUAGUCAGUCUCCGGAGAGUUUACCUCCAAGCACACGAAGGACACAAAAGAAAUCGACCGAACUGCCUGCGCUGUCGCAAAGAACACCUCUUGCAGAGCGGUCGGUGAAUAUCCCCAUCGCACCUGUCUUGAAGCGGUCUCCCUUCAAAGCUGGCCGGCGUACUAAGCGGCUGAAGAGUAGAAUUAUCACCUUGAAACUGCCCAAAAGGGGUCAAUCACGCGUUGCGGAUUCACAAGCAAAUCUCUGGUCGAUCCCUUCGUCUUCAUCGCCUCACCAGGCGAGCAAACACUCAAAAAAUGCCACCGUACAGACACACGACACAGAACAGGUCGCUGUAUCGUUUGGAGAGGCAGAGAUACCAGCAACCAGUCAGGUUCAGACGGUCAAAUCGAGUCCUCCUGAUAUCGAAAGCGAAGAUAGCCUUCCGGAGCUGAGCGAUCUUGUUGGUGCGAAGCCGCCCACGGAGAGGCAAGAAUGUGAAGACACGGCGGAGGAUCAAGCUCCUUUCGAAGGAAAUACGGCAUCAGACCCGAUUGUGCGCGAUUUCGCGGUGACUCCGAGACCUGCGAGGAUACAGACUGAAAGGGACCUUCCGGCUACUGUAGAACCUUCCCAACUGUUGGGCGAUCGAACUGGUCAUCCCGACCGAGAUGAGGACAUGAAUGUUGAAGUCGACGAUGACGAUCUUGGUUCACCGAUUGCGAAUGACACGCAAUUCAACGUCGAUGUGGUCCAUCGUAUCUCGUCUCCUCCGCUUCUUCCAAGCCAUGUGGAUGACAGUGCAGAGGAUCCACAUCAUCAUGUUCCCCCACCCUCUUCAGGGAUACCAUCAACAUCACUCGCAGCUCCGGUGUCAUCCCAAGCCGAUAUUCCCAACCCUCCGCAAACACCCAUGCCAUUGCCUCGCUUGGUAGGGUCUUCCACUACAAGAAGUCCGGCAAAAGUGGUGCUGGACAGCGAAGAUGAGGCGGAUGAGGUUGCAUUUCCCAGACCAGCUCUACUUCAUCGGUCAAGCACCCAUGUCUCGACGACAAAAGUGCCGCUAAAUGACAUUGUCCCGCUGCGCCCAUCUUCACCAACUCUUCCUUCUAGCAGCAAAACAGCGACCCCAAAGUCUGUUUUUCCUGCGUCUCUGCCCCAUCCGUCCCAGAUGUCAACCCAGGAAGCAACGCAGGGAUACCUGAACAUGUCAUCCUACCCUCCGCAACAAGCAGGGGGACUAGGAUCAAGUAGUGAGGACGACAAGGCGGAUAAGAUCACCAUCAAGGAUUCGAGUUCCUGCCAGGUCUCGAUGAGUCAGCUGCCUCAGUAUGCCGGGAGCCAACCAAGCCAGUCACAAGUGAAGAUUGAAUUGGGCCUGGAUGAAGCAUUUAACAAUGAGUCUGUGGAUCAUGAGGAUGAAGAUGAAGAAGGCGAUCUGGAUCUUGACCCUCCAAGCACUCUUCCCUCGCGUUCUGACCGUGUUGGACUCGGUGCUUAUCGUGAAAUUGAGAUCGAGGACAAGGAUACAACUGCUACUGCUGCUGCUGCUGCUGCUGCUGCCGCCGCCACUCCAGUUCAACGACGAAAGACAAGGACUUUGGGGUCCUCUGGACGAAAGGCGCGGGAAGUGGAAAUGGGAGAUGAAGACACUAGAGCAACACACAUCAACGACAAAGAGGACGGUGGUAGGAAUGAUCGUGAUCGGGAAGUCCAUGUCAAUGACGACAACGACAUCGAUAAUGACACCGAGUCGCCGAGCGUCCGUCCAUCACAGCAGUCCAUAUCCCUAUCCAUAUCGGACAUACCAUCGUCGCCACAGCCUACUCCGCUGCAAAGGGAGUAUUCGCCCAUCCCCGGGUUCGACAAUGAAACACAAUCGAACUUUACGCAGAACGGACACGUCACGGCAUAUUAUAUCCAUCGACAGCAUGAGAAGGGGAUUUUGCCUGAGUGGUUUAUUCCAAAGCCGUAUCAGGUUCCUGGGUAUACGAGGAGAAAGUGAUAUUGUCGUCUCUUUACCGCCAGAGCAGACCAGCUCAGAUCGAGAGAAGGGAGUGCCGGUCCGACGUUCUCUUGUGGCCGGAUGAUUCAUCGAUAUCCUCCAUUCCUUAGGUAUUGAUUAUUAGGACCCUUUUGUCUGAGUAACCUGCAGCUUGGUGUCAAUGGUAACUGAUGCACGGAAGCGGAUGCACAAGCACAGAGAUAGCGGUAGAGGGAUAGAAGCUUAUCCUUAUCCUUAUGAGGUGUGCGGCAGUGUUGGUGGAUCAUCGAGCUUAGGGGGAACGAUCAUGAACUCGAUACCAAGGAAGUGUUCUUCCAUCCAGCUCUCAUGGUCUGAACUUCUGUACCUCAUACAUGCAAGAUUUAUUCCUUCGGUGGCAGAAUAGUACAGUAACUACUGGUAGAACUAUUAGUAUACUGUCCUCUUCGAAGUCCU
Exophiala dermatitidis NIH/UT8656 is the source of this 3338-nucleotide messenger RNA. RefSeq lists its product as uncharacterized. The record is from RefSeq and is a predicted model, not a curated record. The transcript has a single exon. Lineage: Eukaryota; Fungi; Ascomycota; Eurotiomycetes; Chaetothyriales; Herpotrichiellaceae. The coding region runs from base 96 to 2903 and encodes 935 amino acids.